Durotheca rogersii is the source of this 3477-nucleotide messenger RNA. RefSeq lists its product as uncharacterized. Gene Ontology annotation, molecular function: diacylglycerol-dependent serine/threonine kinase activity; ATP binding. NCBI's taxonomy places the organism in Eukaryota, Fungi, Ascomycota, Sordariomycetes, Xylariales, Xylariaceae. The coding region runs from base 1 to 3477 and encodes 1158 amino acids. Gene Ontology annotation, biological process: protein phosphorylation; fungal-type cell wall biogenesis; signal transduction. The transcript has 7 exons. The record is from RefSeq and is a predicted model, not a curated record.
AUGAGUGACGAAGAUGCCCUGUCCAAUAUCUACAAGAAGAUCGAGCGCGAGAAAGCCCUCAUCAAUGCCGCCAACUCGAUGCGACAGCAGACCAACAACGAUGAUGUAAGGUCCCGUCUCGACAGCCAGAUGCGGGAGGGACGACGGAAUCUUCAAUUCUUCGAGGAGAAGCUGCGCGACUUGCAGAUGAAGCGGCUCGGCCAGGGCGUCGACAGCAUGUCUCUCGGCUCUCCCACGUCCGGCGUGCCUGGGUCAUCACGACCCACUAGCGGUGAAAUGGGGUCUGAUCUCGAAGGGCCGCCGCUGCCUCCCCCCAAAGAUGCCGGCGGCUGGCCGGGAGACGAGGGCUCCUACGGUUCUCUAUCGUACGGUCAGAUCGGUGGUCACGGGGAUCUGAUGCCGCCGCGACACCCCUUUGCUCCUCCGGGGCCAUCGUCGAUACCGAGGCCGAGGCCCAACUUCACCAAGCUGGAUCUUAUAAAAUACGAUACCCAGUACCUCGGCCCUCGAAUUCAGCUCAUGCUAUCCCAGAUCCAGUUCAAGCUGAACGUCGAGGAACAGUAUCUCAAGGGUAUAGAAAAGAUGGUACAGCUCUACGGCAUGGAAGGGGAUCGCAAAAGCAAGGCGGACGCCGCGGCCAAGAGGAUCGAAAGCAAACAGAAGAUUCACCUCUUGAAGCAGGCACUCAAGAGAUACGAAGAGCUUCACAUUGACGACUUCGACUCUGCUGACUCUCCCGACGAUGACAGCAUCAAUAUGCCAAACCUACGCAAACCGCUGACGGGACAGCUUACCAUCCGGGUCAUCCAAGUUAAAGAUGUCGACCACGCGAGCACCGGGCGAUUCUCUCGGGGUCCGGAAACGCACGUCGCUAUCAAAGUCGAAGACAACGUUGUCGCGCGGACGAACCGUUCGCGCUCCGACCGGUGGGAGUCCGAAUACCACAACAUCGAGGUCGACAAAGCCAACGAGAUAGAACUUACGGUUUACGAUAAGAAUGGCGAGCAUUCCCUGCCAAUUGCCAUGCUUUGGGUGCGCAUAUCGGACAUCGUCGAAGAGAUGCGGCGAAAGAGGAUCGAGGCGGAAGUGAACAACUCUGGUUGGGUAUCUGCUGAUAGGAUGGGAGGACCUGGAGGCGUCCCUCCGCCUCAAUUCCCGAUGGAGAUACCACCGCAAUCGCCGUUCGGCGCCCCCCCAAUGUCUCCGGGCGGCUCGGGGCAGAACCAACAGUUCACGCCUCAAGCGGUCCCCCAAGUUACCUCUCAACCGAUCGAUGCGUGGUUCAACCUCGAGCCCACCGGCUCCAUCCACCUGUCCCUCAACUUCAUAAAACAGAGCAAGGACCGUAGGCCCGUCGACUUGGGGCUCGGCCGAAAGGGCGCCAUCCGUCAACGCAAAGAAGAGGUGCACGAGAUGUACGGUCACAAGUUCGUGCAGCACCAAUUCUACAACAUCAUGCGCUGCGCCCUCUGUGGCGAUUUCCUUAAAUAUUCCGCCGGGAUGCAAUGCGAGGACUGCAAAUACACGUGCCAUACGAAAUGUUACUCGAGCGUGGUCACCAAAUGCAUUAGCAAGAGCAAUGCUGAGACGGAUCCGGACGAGGAGAAGAUCAAUCACCGCAUCCCUCACAGGUUUGCGCCCUUCUCCAACGUCACGGCGAAUUGGUGUUGUCACUGCGGUUACAUACUGCCCUUCGGGAAGAAAAAUUGUAGGAAGUGUACCGAAUGCGGACUUACGGCUCACGCGCAAUGCGUUCAUCUUGUCCCCGAUUUCUGCGGUAUGAGUAUGGCUGUCGCUAACCAGAUACUUGAAGGGAUCAGAUCACAGAAACAGCGUCAGCAGAAGGCGACAUCGUUAAGCGAGAAGACGUUCAGGCCGGGCAAGAUAAGUCCGACAAGUCCAUCAAGCUCCGCGUCACCUUAUGGUGCCCCCUCUUACCAGCCCAGUGCCGCUUCCCAAGAGGCAACCGACGCGGCCAAAGCGAUGUAUGCUAGUCAGACUUCGCCUUCUCGACCGGCUCAUCCCGAUCGGACUUCGUCAGGUUCCAGUGCCGCCGCCGCCGCCGCCGCCACGGCUGCUAUGAGUAAUACCCUGGCUUCGCAGGCCGCGCGCCCCGGACAGAUUCCGGAUUAUUCUGCUGGCAGAGUAGGCAGCUUCGGGCCUGGGGAUAGCCAAGGCGAUUUGUACUCGGCUGGUCAAGGGUAUAACGUUCCUUCACAACCCAAGUACAACCCAGCAGCAUAUGCGAACAUAAGCAACUACCCUCCGAGCCAACCACAAGUCCCCCCGUCGCAACAACUUGCUCCGCAGCCACAAUCACCCACGUCACAGCUGCACCAGCACCAGAUGUACUCACCUGUGACACCCGUAUCGAAGCCGCAACCGGUUCAGGAGACUCCCUCUCUAUCCUCCGGCACCACCCUGCCACCUCCGGCAAGGAAACCUUUGCCCUCUGCUACCGAUCCGGGAACGGGUCAGCGCAUUGGCCUCGACCAUUUCAACUUCCUUGCCGUUCUCGGUAAGGGUAAUUUCGGAAAAGUCAUGUUGGCUGAAACCAAGAAGUCCCGGCGGCUCUACGCCAUCAAGGUCCUAAAGAAGGAGUUCAUUAUGGAGCACGACGAGGUCGAGAGCAUUCGAUCGGAGAAGAGGGUGUUUUUAAUUGCCAACAGGGAGCGCCAUCCAUUCCUAACUAACCUCCACGCCUGCUUCCAAACAGAGACGAGGGUGUACUUUGUCAUGGAGUAUAUCAGCGGUGGUGACCUGAUGCUUCAUAUCCAGCGCGGGCCAUUUGGCGCGAAGAGAGCACAGUUCUAUGCCGCCGAGGUUUGCUUGGCACUCAAGUAUUUCCACGAAAACGGAGUCAUCUAUCGCGAUCUCAAACUUGACAACAUUAUGCUCACUCUCGACGGACACCUCAAGAUCGCCGAUUACGGCCUGUGUAAGGAAGAUAUGUGGUAUGGCACCACGACGGGCACCUUCUGCGGCACUCCGGAGUUCAUGGCCCCCGAGAUUCUUCUAGACAAGAAGUACGGGAGAGCCGUGGAUUGGUGGGCUUUUGGAGUUCUGAUCUACCAAAUGCUCCUGCAGCAGUCCCCUUUCCGCGGUGAAGACGAGGACGAGAUAUACGACGCGAUCCUCGCCGACGAGCCGUUAUACCCUAUUCAUAUGCCCAGGGAGUCGGUCUCUAUUCUGCAGAAACUGCUCACCAGAGAUCCUGACCAACGACUCGGCAGCGGGCCGACUGAUGCUCAAGAGGUUAUGAGUCAACCCUUCUUCCGGAAUAUAAGCUGGGACGACAUCUAUCACAAGAGGGUGCAACCGCCAUUCUUGCCGGCGAUCAAGAAUGCUACGGAUACGAGCAACUUCGAUUCAGAAUUUACUAGCGUCACGCCGGUCCUAACACCGGUACAAUCAGUGCUUUCCCAGGCAAUGCAGGAGGAAUUCCGUGGAUUCUCGUACACGGCCGAUUUUGACUAA